Molecule: messenger RNA, 501 nt
Organism: Momordica charantia (bitter melon)
Lineage: Eukaryota; Viridiplantae; Streptophyta; Magnoliopsida; Cucurbitales; Cucurbitaceae
Product: protein transport protein Sec61 subunit beta-like
Biological process (GO): intracellular protein transport
Cellular component (GO): Sec61 translocon complex
Source: RefSeq, a predicted model, not a curated record
AAUCUAUAAAAUUGUGUUAUGAACGCAAAAAGUUCUUCCUCAGAUUACAUUCGAUUUUUUGGAGGCUGCUGAUCCAACUCUUCAAUUUCGCUCACCCAAAAUGGCGCUAGGUGGAGCAGCUCCCCAGAGAGGAAGUGCAGCAGCUACUGCAAGCAUGCGCAGGAGAAGGACGACGAGUUCUGGUACAUCUGGAGGGGCAGCUGGAACAAUGCUGCAAUUUUACACGGAUGAUGCUCCUGGGCUCAAGAUAUCCCCUAACGUCGUUCUUGUCAUGAGCAUUGGUUUCAUAGCUUUUGUUGCUAUUCUCCAUGUUAUGGGUAAGCUGUACUUCGUGCGAAGGGAAGCUUAGUGGGUUUUUGCCCUUGAUGUCAUGUGAUGAAUAUUUAAAUCCRAUGUGAUAAAAGUUUAAUUUUAAUCUGAAUUCUGGUCUGUCAUUACAGUAAACUGAUUUUCGACUUGUUAGUUUUUAGAAUGAAAGAGUUGGUUUUGUUCUGGUCUAAA